UGCCUAUCGAUAGACCCGCGCGGUAAUAACCGACACUAUAUCGAACAAAGUAAAGAGGCAAAAAGAAGAAGAACACCACCGAAAGCAACAACAUGAACUCUCUGGCCAGGAUCGGGGGUUUUGUGUGCCAGUCUGUGCAAAUAGCCGGCUGCGGACUGCAGCAGGUGCGCACCAAGUACGCCGAUUGGAAGAUGAUUCGCGACGUAAAGCGGCGCAAGUGCGUCAAGGAGAACGCCGUGGAGCGGCUGCGAAUCAACUCGCUGCGCAAGAACGACAUCCUGCCGCCGGAGCUACGCGAGGUAGCCGACGCCGAGAUCGCUGCCUUUCCUCGGGACUCAUCGCUCGUCCGGGUGAGGGAACGCUGCGCGCUUACGUCACGGCCGCGCGGAGUUGUCCACAAGUACAGGCUCAGUCGAAUUGUGUGGCGCCACCUCGCCGACUACAACAAGCUGUCCGGCGUCCAGCGCGCCAUGUGGUAGUGCCUCCUCCUGUUAGCAAUCUAGGGAAAUAAACCUUGUUAGUAGUCAUCCA
Messenger RNA from Drosophila simulans, 531 nucleotides. RefSeq names its product 28S ribosomal protein S14, mitochondrial (gene mRpS14). Gene Ontology annotation, molecular function: structural constituent of ribosome. The record is from RefSeq and is a predicted model, not a curated record. The coding region runs from base 93 to 479 and encodes 128 amino acids. Lineage: Eukaryota; Metazoa; Arthropoda; Insecta; Diptera; Drosophilidae. Gene Ontology annotation, biological process: translation. The transcript is spliced from 2 exons. Gene Ontology annotation, cellular component: mitochondrial small ribosomal subunit; ribosome.